AUGUUCAUGGCCACCUUUGUCUAUGGCGAACCUGAUAAAUCCAAGAGAGCUGAGAUAUGGAAUGCAAUAAAAGAACAGGCAGCAGGAAGAGAGGCCCCGUGGUUUCUCACCGGAGAUUUCAACGAGAUACUGGACAAUACAGAGAAAUCAGGAGGUCCAACCAGAGCAGAAGGAUCUUUCGUGGAGUUCAGGUCGUUCAUGUCAGAAUGCGAUUUGUAUGAUCUGAGAUACUCGGGCAAUUUCCUGUCAUGGAGUGGAGUUAGAUACAAGCACAAAGUAAAGUGCAGACUAGACAGAGCGAUGGCCAAUAGUACCUGGAUUGAAGCUUACCCUUCGGGAAGAAGUGAAUAUCUGCACUUCGAGGGGUCAGACCACAGACCUAUACUCACUCUGUUCCAUCAAGAUAAAAAAAGGAAGAGAGGGUUAUUCCGGUAUGACAUGCGUCUACGGAAUAACGAAGAAGUAUCGGCGUUAAUAGAAAAAGCUUGGAACACUAACCCCAGAGGAUCGGUUGACCAACGAAUAUCAAGUUGUAGAAGAGCUAUCAUCCAGUGGAGUCGGAAUCACUAUAUAAACAGUCAAAAGAAGAUAGAAGAGAAAAGACGGGAGUUAGAGGAGGCGAUGUCCAAUGAUGAGUGUAAUGACAACGUCAUUUUCCAGAUUAACAAAGAGCUAAAAGAAGCUUACCAAGCGGAAGUAGAAUACUGGAGACAGCGUAGCAGGCAAAUGUGGCUCAGUAUAGGAGAUAAGAACAACAGCUAUUUCCAUGCUGCAACAAGAGGCAGACGAGCAAGAAACAACAUCACGGUAAUAGAAGACGAUGAAGGAAAAACGUUUGUUGAAGAAAAGCAAAUAGAGGAUGUAAUCACUAGCUACUUCCAGAAGAUGUUUACCUCUCAAGCCGGGAAUAGAGCAGAAACAGUGUUCCAAAGCAUUACUCCCAGAAUUUCGGAGGAAACAAACAGACGCCUCAUUCAAAUCCCAACUCCGGAAGAAGUAAACACAGCGAUUUUCUCCAUACACCCAGAUAAGGCGCCGGGACCAGAUGGCUUGUCAGCCAGUUUUUUCCACUCCAACUGGAACACUAUUGGUGCAGGGAUUACAAGCGAGAUUCAACAAUUCUUCAUCACGGGCACACUACCUCAAGGAAUCAACGCUACUCAUCUAUGCCUAAUUCCGAAGAAAACUGCACCAAAGUCAGUGGCUGAUUAUAGGCCGAUAGCGUUAUGUAACGUGUACUAUAAGAUAAUUUCAAAAAUUCUUACCGCAAGAUUGCAUCCACUUCUCGAUGGGAUAUUCUCUGAAAACCAAUCAGCAUUUGUGCCAGGAAGGGCAAUAUCUGACAAUGUCAUGAUAACCCACGAAAUUCUCCAUUUCCUGAAGAUUUCCAAGGCAAAGAAAAGAGCAUCAAUGGCCAUAAAAACAGAUAUGAAAAAGGCCUAUGACAGAGUUGAAUGGGAAUUCAUACGGCUUGUGUUAGGCAGAAUGGGUUUUCAUCCAAAGUGGAUUGGAUGGAUUAUGCAAUGCGUGAGCUCAGUUUCGUUUCAAAUUUUCAUCAAUGGAUCGGCAAAGGGACAUAUAAAGCCAACAAGAGGAAUAAGGCAAGGCGAUCCACUCUCACCUUACUUAUUUAUACUGUGCAGCGAAGUCCUAUCCGGCCUUUGUCAACAGGCACAAGUUAAUGGAAAGCUAGAAGGAGUGAGAGUUGCAACUAGAUGUCCAAAAGUGAAUCAUCUUCUCUGUGCAGAUGACACCAUGUUCUUCUGCAAAUCAAAUGAAAAAACAUGCGAAAGUUUGAAAGAGAUUCUUGGCAAAUACGAAGAAGCUUCAGGCCAAAAGAUAAACUGUCAAAAAUCGGCCAUAACUUUUUCCAAAAAGACUCCUCAAGCAACCAAGAGGAAGGUAAUGAACGCUCUAGGAAUCAAACAAGAGGGAGGUACAGGAAAGUACCUUGGACUCCCAGAAGCAUUUGGAAGAAGGAAGAAAGAUCUGUUCAAUUCGGUGGUGGAUCGGAUCAGACAAAGAGCCCUAUCUUGGUCAUCAAAGCUCUUAUCAAGUGCCGGCAAACUGGUUCUCCUCAAAUCGGUCCUAUCUGCAAUGCCAACGUACUCAAUGUCUUGUUUUAAGCUCCCUGUGAAUCUAUGCAAGAGAAUACAAUCAGUGUUAACACGUUUCUAG
Microthlaspi erraticum is the source of this 2178-nucleotide messenger RNA. The record is from the annotation of a GenBank genome assembly. NCBI's taxonomy places the organism in Eukaryota, Viridiplantae, Streptophyta, Magnoliopsida, Brassicales, Brassicaceae.